GUGCGUGUGGCGGCAAGGCUCCUUCAGUGUUGCACUCGGGCGCUACGCCAUAUCGCGCCUCUUUCGCUGUUGUUGGCUUUAGCACGUGCGUUCAAAUCGGGAGCACCGGCGCCGGCGGCGAUUUGGAUAAUUUCCCUCAUAAACACUUAACAGAUUCCAAUGGGAACGCGGACAGUGUUGCUGUGUGCUUGCGUGGCGGUGGCGAGCGCAAGCCUUGAAGUCGUCAACCAGUGGAGUUUCUUGCAAUUCGACUUCCCACCAGACCCGGUGUUACUCGAGAAAUUCCAACCUGAGAACACCGUGCCGGCAGGUUUAGAAAUCGGAUGGGAUAGGCUCUACCUUGGCAUCCCUCGCCUUCGUGCCGGUGUUCCUGCUACAAUUGCGUGGGUUCCACGAUCUCUUCCACCGGGCGUCAGUCCGGUUUUACAGGCAUAUCCUGAUUGGUCAUGGCACACAGCUGGCCGGGGGGACAUCAACUGCACUGGUCUGAUCUCCGUGUACCGGAUACGCGCUGACCGCUGCAACCGACUAUGGGUACUGGAUUCUGGUGUGAUAACCAGUAUCGAUGACUUCCGAAGAGUUUGCCCUCCCAAGAUUCUUCUAUUUGACAUGGCUACAGAUCGCUUGGUGCGAAGCGUGUACUUCCCGCGGGAGUUGUUGCGCCCUGCUUCCCUUCUCACCAACCUCGUGCUGGACGAGACCAGGUCCAGCUCAAGACACCACGCCCCUUCGUGUGAUAAUAUCUUCGCCUACAUCACUGACACUGUCGCUCCAGGCAUUAUCGUAUAUGAUGCUCGCAGGGACAACGCCUGGCGUGUGACUCACGCCUCUAUGUACCCCGACCCGGAUCUGGGCGAAUACGACAUUGGUGGUGACAAGUUUACCCUCAUGGACGGAGUUGUGGGUAUCGCUCACUCUGCUGCGCAAGGACUUGUGUAUUAUCAGCCAUUGGCCACUGACAGAAUAUUCAGCGUAUCCACGGCAGUACUACAAUCGGGCCCUCCAGCGGAAGGCGCCGAUUUGCCCGUAAACCUGGUCGGGCGCAAGUCAUCUCAGGGCCUCGGAAUAGCAGUCGAUCCUCGAGACGACACGAUCAUCUUUAGCCCUAUGACAGAAACCGCAAUUGCUGCCUGGAACCCCAUUACCAAUUCGCACAGAGUGCUGGCGCAGGAUCCUGAGAAGCUGCAGUUCUGUGCAGAGGUGAGGUGGGUGGCACGCGACAAUGGUGCGGUGUGGGCACUCUCUUCGCGCUUCCACAAGUACUUCAAGCGCUCUGUUUCUAAGCAUGAGAUUAAUGUACGUAUCGUGCGUGUCGUGGAGCCGGGUUUUCGCGGCGGGUACGUCACCGUCCAGCCACACAUCCUUCGCCGAUCAGCUAACUUCACGCCUUCUUUAUUCUAAGCAAGAAAUCUAAUCCGUAUUAAUAAGUCUCGACUUCCAUACAAAAAUAAAUUAAAGUUUUAUUGAAAUAACAAUACAAUCACAUACGUUUAUUAAUUCAGUUAAAUGUAAAAACAUGAUACCAAUACUUAGGUAUAUUUUUAUUACAAUCAAUAGAUUAAUUUUAUAAAGAGGCUUAGCUAACCGAAAGGUUGCAAUUCUAUUCAGUUUUCCAAUAGAGAAUUUGGAGGAACAACUUGCUUUUAAUUUCAUAUUGCUUGGGUUUCUACGAUUUGCGCAGAAGAUUCGCUGAGCGAUGAAAAGCCUGCUUAACUAUGAAAUAAAUGAAACACGUAACAGACCGUACACGCAUUUCGUGUUUUCAGCGAGUACACUGACAGAUAGUGGGAGAUAGAAAUUUAAAAAAAAAUACUGUUUUGGGCUUUAUACCGAUGAUAAUGUAUCCUCCCAUUGAAACUUUUUAAAUACUAUCUAAUAUUUAAUUUACAGAAAUUGACCAGUGACAGUUUUAUUAUUAGUAGGUAAGUAAGUAUAGAUUUGAAGCUCGCAUCGCUCGAGCUUAUAGUGUCAAAUGAUGAUUAUUUCAUCUAUGAACUUUAUUUUACCUACUCAAACAAAUAUUAAACAUGAGAUGUACCUAAAAAAAAUAUCUGAAAAACGUGAAACAAUAAAUAAAAUUAUAUACAUACUGUGGCACCUCGAGGGUGCCAAAAUAUUGUACUUCAAAGCAACUAUUUUAAAUAGAUUCUCAACUAUUUUCGAUAAUUCAGUCAUACUGAACUAAAAAGCUAUUGAAUGGUUUCGUCGUUACACAAUAGAAUUGGACGCGUUUUUGUUUCCUUCAUAAAAAACACUCUCGUCAACAAAUUAAUUAAGAAUUAUAGGUUUCUCGAGAAUUAUUUACUCAUGAAAUCGUUCUUAUCUUUUUAGAGCGAGGUAAUACAGUUUUAAAUGCCAUAAAAUGAAUGUACCUAUGUACCUACAUACGUAAUUUUCCUGUAGCCUUAUUGUCUCAUGGAACACGCUCUCAUUAGUCAAGCCUUUCCAAAUAACCCAUCACAUUUUAUUUAAGUAGGUACGUACUUUGUGAUAUUAAAAUGAAACAGUUUGUGUACCUAGCUAUAGGUACUAGAUGUAGGCACCUUAAUUUGUACAGACCUUUGAUAAAAACGGUAUACCAGUAAUCAAAACAUUUGCUAGGUUAAUAAUUUAUCAUAAUUAUUAAUUUAAAUGUCGAAUGCAGUCUGCGGCAGUAAAAGCCACACAUUUUGUAAAGUAAGAUCUAGUCUUGCGUCAUGUAGGUAUGAUCUUUUUAUACCAGAUCUGCUCAGUGAUUAAUUAUUUUCUUUCUCAAUAAUUUCCUUUGGUCGGAAAUACCUCUGUAUGAAUGUAAUGGAAGAAAUUGCGUUUGUUAAUUUUAAUGUUUAAUAAUUUAGAUUUUUUGUUCUAUGUAUAAUAAUUAUAUCUAUUAUAUAUUUAUUUACGUCUUAAUUUUAUACUAUUGUCUUGUAUAUUCAGCAAAAAUUCUUUCACAAGAGAUGUACACUGUUAAUCCAAAGCUAUAACUUAUAAUAAAGAAUUCAAGUGUCAGCGUGAUAAUAAUAUUAUGUGAUUAUAAUAAUAAUUAUUAAUAAGUUACCACUACUUAAUUUUAAAACUAAGUUAGUGUGUAAACUUAUACCAUAAUUAUUUCUGCAUGCGUUUCAAAUGUAAAGAAUAAAACCCAAUCAUACUACAGAAAAAAGUUUCCAAAUACAUAGUUGAGAAUCUCCUCCUUUUCUUAAGUCGGUUAAAAAGUAAGCAAAAUCAAUAAAGACAGCUCUUUAUAUUGUUGUAAGUAAAAUAUUAAUUUACUAUGUUCAACAUUUAUAGUUAUGGAGAUGGUCUUUACAUUUGAUACGUAUAGUAGGCACCCUAAAUGUAUUUUGUAAUGGCUGUAAGAACAAAAUGCGUAAAAGAUUA
This is a messenger RNA of Maniola jurtina (meadow brown), 3363 nucleotides long. It is a transcript of the gene Y-e, whose product is annotated as protein yellow-like. Lineage: Eukaryota; Metazoa; Arthropoda; Insecta; Lepidoptera; Nymphalidae. The coding region runs from base 160 to 1401 and encodes 413 amino acids. The transcript has 9 exons. Gene Ontology annotation, cellular component: extracellular region. The record is from RefSeq and is a predicted model, not a curated record.